GAAUCUUCCUGCACGUGUUGGCAGACACACUGGGAAGUGUGGGGGUGGUGAUAUCGACCCUGCUUAUCAAGUACAAGGGCUGGAUGCUCACAGACCCGGCGUGUUCCAUAUUCAUAUCAGCGCUCAUCAUCAGCACUGUCAUCCCUCUGCUGCAAAACUCUGCUGAAAUUAUUCUUCAAAGAGUGCCCCGGGCAGCAGAGCACCAGAUCUCAGCUGCCCUGAAGAAGAUUGAGUCAAUGGCAGGGGUGGUGGCGGUGCGGCAGUGGCACUUCUGGUCCUUCACUCCUAAGAUGCUCGUGGGCUCAAUCCACGUGCUCAUAUCUCCAGAUAGCCUCAAAGAUAGAGCGAACGAGGGAGGUGUAGCAGCACAUAACGGAGAUGCUUAUAGCGAGUACGGGGACAAGCAGCGGCGGCUGGAGGCGGUUCAGCAGCUGCGGCAGUCGUUGAGGCGGCGCGUCUCGGAUGUAUUCCGAGCGGUUGGGAUCACACACGUGACGGUGGAG
Molecule: messenger RNA, 503 nt
Organism: Closterium sp. Yama58-4
Lineage: Eukaryota; Viridiplantae; Streptophyta; Zygnematophyceae; Desmidiales; Closteriaceae
Source: the annotation of a GenBank genome assembly